AUGGAUCCGUCUUGCACAAACUCAGUCAACGGAUUCUACUCGUUUCUCAACAGAUCAAUGGAAGAUCUCGAAAGGGUUUAUGUCUCCAACAACUUCAUGUCCGUACAGUUCCUACAGAGAGUGCUCUGUCUUCUAAGAACCUCUCACUCUCAUCUCACCAUUCUCGUCCAGAAACUCAACCUCCCCGCCGGUGACAAGUGGCUCGACGACUACAUGGACGAAACCUCCAAGCUCUGGGACGUUUUCCACGUCAUCAAAUCCUCUCUCUCCUCCAUGGAAAGCUUCUGCUCCGCCGCCAUUUCCAUCGCCUCCACUCUCGACACCCACCACCACCGCCAGAUUUCUCGACAGGUGAUACGAGCGAUAACUGUAUGUCGGAGAGAAGCAGUAGGGAUAGAGGAAGAAAACAGAGCAUUGAUGGAGAAUCGGAUCCAAAGGUUUCCGUUUUGGUCGGAGCAAGUGACGGCGAUGGAGUCAUCGAAGAUACAGAACGGAUUUAGCGGUUUCCGAGGAGUGAUGAACAGUAUGAAGAACAUAAACUCGCUGCUUCUCGCGAUCCUGAUGCAAGGUUUGGUCUAUUCCAUUCCCGGCGACGCGGCUGCGGCGGUGACUUUGACGGCGACGGCGAUGGUGAGGUUGAAGCAGAGAGUGGCGGUGGAGAUGGAGAGGACAGAGAUGAAGAGAGGGAUAAUGUUGUAUGAGUACAGGAGGAGCAAAACGGCGAUGGAGGAGCUAAAGGCGGAGCUUGAACGGCGGUGGUGCGGCGGCGGAGGAGGAGAGGAGGAGGCUGCGGCGGCGGAGAAAGGGUUGAGAGAGAGAGUGGAGAGUGUGAAAGUGAAUGUUGGGAGUUUGAGGAAUGGAACAGAGAGUAUUGUUGCUCAGAUUGAUGAUUUCUUUGAUGAGAUUGUUGAUGGAAGGAAAAUGCUUUUGGAUUUCUGUAGCCACAGGUGA
Microthlaspi erraticum is the source of this 951-nucleotide messenger RNA. The record is from the annotation of a GenBank genome assembly. Lineage: Eukaryota; Viridiplantae; Streptophyta; Magnoliopsida; Brassicales; Brassicaceae.